Molecule: messenger RNA, 2667 nt
Organism: Perognathus longimembris pacificus (Pacific pocket mouse)
Lineage: Eukaryota; Metazoa; Chordata; Mammalia; Rodentia; Heteromyidae
Gene: Nefm
Product: neurofilament medium chain
Exons: 3
Coding region: 31-2667 (878 amino acids)
Biological process (GO): neurofilament bundle assembly
Cellular component (GO): intermediate filament; cytoplasm; postsynaptic intermediate filament cytoskeleton
Molecular function (GO): structural constituent of cytoskeleton
Source: RefSeq, a predicted model, not a curated record
GCAGCCACACACACCCCGAGGCCGUCCGAGAUGAGCUACGCGCUGGACCCGCUGGGCAACCCGUCCGCCUACCGGCGGGUGACGGAGACCCGCUCGAGCUUCAGCCGGGUGAGCGGGUCCCCGUCCAGCGGCUUCCGCUCGCAGUCGUGGUCCCGCGGCUCGCCCAGCACCGCGUCCUCCUCCUACAAGCGCAGCGCGCUCGCCCCGCGCCUGGCCUACGGCUCGGCGGUGCUGAGCUCGGCCGAGAGCAGCCUCGACUUCAGCCAGUCCUCGUCCCUGCUCAACGGCGGCGGCGCGGGGGGCGCGGGCGGCGACUACCGGCUGGCGCGCGCCAACGAGAAGGAGCAGCUGCAGGGGCUGAACGACCGCUUCGCCGGCUACAUCGAGAAAGUUCACUUCCUGGAGCAGCAGAACAAGGAGAUCGAGGCGGAGAUCCAGGCGCUGCGGCAGAAGCAGGCGUCGCACGCGCAGCUGGGCGACGCGUACGAGCAGGAGCUGCGCGAGCUGCGCGCCACGCUGGAGAUGGUGAACCACGAGAAGGCGCAGGUGCAGCUGGACUCGGAGCACCUGGAGGAGGACAUCCACCGGCUCAAGGAGCGCUUCGAGGACGAGGCGCGGCUGCGCGACGACACCGAGGCGGCCAUCCGCGCGCUGCGCAAGGACGUGGAGGAGGCGUCGCUGGUCCGGGUGGAGCUGGACAAGAAGGUGCAGUCGCUGCAGGACGAGGUGGCCUUCCUGCGCAGCAACCAUGAGGAGGAGGUGGCCGACCUGCUGGCCCAGAUCCAGGCGUCGCACGUCACCGUGGAGCGCAAAGACUACCUGAAGACCGACAUCUCCACGGCGCUGAAGGAGAUCCGCUCGCAGCUCGAGUGCCACUCCGACCACAACAUGCACCAGGCCGAGGAGUGGUUCAAGUGCCGCUACGCCAAGCUCACCGAGGCGGCCGAGCAGAACAAGGAGGCCAUCCGCUCCGCCAAGGAGGAGAUCGCCGAGUACCGGCGCCAGCUGCAGUCCAAGAGCAUCGAGCUCGAGUCCGUGCGCGGCACCAAGGAGUCCCUGGAGCGGCAGCUCAGCGACAUCGAGGAGCGCCACAACCACGACCUCAGCAGCUACCAGGACACCAUCCAGCAGUUGGAAAAUGAGCUCCGGGGGACGAAGUGGGAGAUGGCUCGUCAUUUGCGCGAGUACCAGGACCUCCUCAACGUCAAGAUGGCUCUGGAUAUCGAGAUCGCCGCCUACAGAAAACUGCUGGAAGGAGAAGAGACCAGAUUUAGCACAUUCUCAGGGAGCAUCACCGGGCCACUCUACACCCACCGCCAGCCCUCGGUCACAAUAUCCAGUAAGAUUCAGAAAACCAAGGUGGAGGCCCCCAAGCUAAAGGUGCAGCACAAAUUUGUCGAGGAGAUCAUCGAGGAAACCAAAGUGGAGGAUGAGAAAUCAGAAAUGGAAGAGGCCCUGACGGCCAUUGCAGAAGAGCUGGCCAUUUCCACCAAAGAAGAGGAGAAGGAAGAAGAGGCUGAAGAACAGGAAGAGGACCAAGGAGCCCAAGAAGAACAGGAAGAAGAAGUGGUAGCUGCCAAAAAGUCCCCUGUGAAAGCUACUGCCCCUGAGAUGAAAGAGGAAGAAGAGGAAAAGGAGGAGGAAGGCCAAGAGGAGGAGGAAGAGGAAGAAGAUGAGGGUGCUAAGUCAGACCAAGCAGAAGAGGGAGGAUCUGAGAAGGAAGGCUCCAGUGAGAAAGAUGAGGGUGAGCAGGAAGAAGAGGGAGAAACCGAGGCAGAAGGUGAAGGAGAGGAAGUGGAAGCUAAGGAUGAGAAGAAAACUGAGGAAAAGAAAGAAGGUGUGGCUGCCAAGGAAGAGCUGGUAGUGGAAGCCAAGGCCGAAAAGCCAGAGAAAGCCAAGAGCCCUGUGCCAAAGUCCCCUGUGGAAGAAGUGAAGCCCAAAGCAGAAGCCAGACCUGCCAAGGGCGAGCAGAAAGAGGAAGAACAGAAAGCUGAGGAAGGAAAGAAAGAAGUGGCCCAGGAGUCGCCCAAGGAAGAAAAGGUAGAGGCGAAGGAGGAGAAGCCGAAAGACGUGCCAGACAAGAAGAAAGCGGAGUCCCCCGUGAAGGAGAAGGCAGUGCAGGAGGUAAUCACCAUCACCAAAUCAGUGAAGGUGAGCGUGGAGAAAGACACCCGGGAAGAGGAGAAGCCACCACAGGAGAAGGAGAAGGAGAAGGAGAAGGAGAAGGCAGAGGAGGAGGGAGGGGGUGAGGAGGAAGGAAGCGAUCAAGGUGCCAAGGAAUCCAGGAAGGAAGACAUAGCAGUCAAUGGGGAGGUAGAGGGCAAGGAGGAGGAGGAGGAGGAGGAGGAGGAAGAGCAGGAGACGAAGGAAAAGGGUAGUGGGAGAGAAGAGGAGAAAGGCGUGGUCACCAAUGGGUUAGACUUGAGCCCAGCAGAGGAAAAGAAGGGGGGCGACCGAAGUGAGGACAAAACGGUGGUGACCAAAAAGGUAGAAAAGAUCACCACGGAGGGGGGCGAUGGUGCUACCAAAUACAUCACUAAAUCUGUCACCGUCACUCAAAAGGUAGAGGAGCACGAGGAGACCUUUGAGGAGAAGCUAGUGUCCACUAAGAAGGUAGAGAAAGUGACUUCUCACGCCAUCGUGAAGGAAGUCACUCAGAGUGACUAA